This is a messenger RNA of Propithecus coquereli (Coquerel's sifaka), 1446 nucleotides long. RefSeq names its product interferon-induced protein with tetratricopeptide repeats 1B (gene IFIT1B). Lineage: Eukaryota; Metazoa; Chordata; Mammalia; Primates; Indriidae. Gene Ontology annotation, molecular function: protein binding; RNA binding. Gene Ontology annotation, cellular component: cytosol. Gene Ontology annotation, biological process: defense response to virus. The record is from RefSeq and is a predicted model, not a curated record.
AUGGUGCACCUGCUGUCCCACAGCACCGUGAGUCGGAAUGCUGAUGAUCAUCCGGUCAAGGGUAACCUGGUUCAGCUGAGGUGUCACUUCACGUGGGGGCUGCAAAUUAAAGACUCUGAAAUGCCUGAUUUAGAAAACAGGGUCUUGGACCAGAUUGAGUUCCUAGACAGCAAAUACAAUGUGGGAAUACACAACCUACUGGCCUAUGUGAAACACCUGAAGGGCCAGGAUGAGGAAGCCCUGGAGAGCUUGAAAGAGGCUGAAGGCUUAAUCCAGAGAGAGCAUGCUGGCCAAUCAGACGCAAGAAGUGUGGUGACCUGGGGCAACUUUGCCUGGGUGUAUUACCACAUGGGCAGACUGGCAGAAGUCCAGACUCACCUGGACAAGGUGGAGGACACUUGCAAGAAGUUUGCAAAUCUCUUCCGCUAUAGAAUGGAAUGUCCUGAGAUGGACUGUGAGGAAGGAUGGGCCCUGCUGAAGUGUGGAGGAAAGAAUUAUGAACGGGCCAAGGCCUGCUUUGAAAAGGCUCUGGAAGUGCACCCCGAAAACCCUGAGUUCAACACCGGGUAUGCAAUCACUGCCUAUCGCCUGGAUGGCUUUAAAUCAGCAAUAAAAGGUCACAAGGGGUUUUCUUUGCACCCCCAGGCUGUCAGGCUAAAUCCAGAGGAUGCAUAUAUUAAGAUUUUCCUUACCCUGAAGCUUCAGGAUGAAGGACAGGAAGAUGAGGGAGAAAGGUACAUCGAAGAAGCUCUGGACAUCAUGUCCUCACGGACCUAUGUCUUUCGAUAUGCGGCCAAGUUUUACCGAAGAAGAGGCUCUCCAGAUAAAGCUCUUCAGCUCUUAAAAAUGGCCUUACAGACAACACCCACUUCUGCCUUCCUACAUCAUCAGAUAGGGCUUUGGCACAGGGCACAAAUGAUCGGAAUACAGACAGCUACAGACAUGAAGCCUAGAGGGCAGGAUAAAGAAAAGGUAGACAGACUUGUUCAAUUGGCUGUACAUGAAUUUGAAAAAACUUUAACACUAAAGCCCACAUUUGAUUUGUCUUACAUUGACCUGGCUGAAAUGUAUGUAGAAAGAGGGCACCAUGAAAAGGCUGAGGACACUUUUCAGAAAGUGUUAUGCAUGACAAUCAUUGAUGAUUACAUACAGCAAGAGAUUCAUUACCGCUACGGCCGUUUCCAAGAGUAUCACAGGAAAUCUGAAGAUAAAGAAAUCACCCAUUAUUUAAAAGGUCUGAAAACAGAAAAAAUGUCCGAUGCAAGGGAAAAAAUUCUCAAUGUUUUAGAGAAAUUGGCUAAAAGAUGCAUUGACUGCAAUGUACAUGUUGUGGAAAGUUUCAGCCCCCUUGGUCUAGUCCACAAAUUGAAAGCGGACGUGAGUGACGCCCUGCUGUGCUACGAGAGGGCCCUGAGGCUGGCUGCUGACCUAAACCCUAUGUUUUGA